AUGGAACCAAAGAAAAACUUGAUGGACAAGAACCCAACAAUUAAUGAUGAUCCUAUGGAUUUAAAAGUUCAGAGAAAGACCAUCAAGGCCCAAAAGAAGGCUGAAAAGCUUGCUAAAUUAGAAGCUAAAAAGAAUGUCAUGCCAGCAACAUCUUCAACCAAAGCUAAAAAGCCAACAUCAACAGGAUACGAUCCAGCAGGAGUUGAAAAAUACUGGUCAGAAUACUGGCUUGGUAAUCAAUCCUUUCUACCUCAAGAAAGGGACAAAAAGUUUACCAUUUGUAUUCCUCCACCUAACAUUACAGGAUCAUUGCAUAUUGGACACGCCAUAAUGAUUUCUAUUGAGGAUUGUAUUGUUAGAUACAAGAGGCUGAACAAUUAUGAAGUACUAUACUUACCUGGAAUAGAUCACGCUGGCAUUUCUACUCAAAGCGUAGUUAUGAAGAGUCUUAGAUCAUCUACUUCAAAUACUAUCGACAGAGAAACAUUCUUAAAGGCAGCGUUUAAAUGGACAGAGAAGUAUGGCAGCAGAAUCUAUGAGCAGUUCAAUAGGAUGGGUGCUAGCUUGGAUUACUCAAGAAAAAAAUUUACGCUUGACGAGAAUGCAAGUAGAAGUGUGACAGUAGCGUUCUGCAGGUUGUAUAAUAAGGGAUUAAUAUAUAGAGAUAGCAAAAUAGUAGCGUGGAGUUGUAAGCUCAAGACUACGCUGAGUGAUCUUGAAGUAAAUUAUAAAAACGUUGAGGGUGGUUCAAUGAUUGAAGUGGACGGAGGCAUGUAUAAAUUUGGGGUGAUGUAUUAUAUAAAAUAUUACCUCACACUAGAUUGUGGCACUGAGUACAACAGUAAAAACAUAGAGAAUCUACCGUACGUUAUUGUUGGUACUACCAGACCAGAGACUAUUUUGGGUGACAGUGCUAUUUGUAUUAACCCGUAUGAUUGUAGGUUCAGUGACAUUGAAGCAAUAUUUAGGAGUGGAAAAGUAAACGAUCUAUUUAAUGAUGAAUACAAAAGCAAAGAAGAGACACUAAUUGAUUCAGAAGGGAAAAACAAUGCAGCAAUUGAUAGAAAUUUAGAAAACGAGGAAAUUAAAAUAGAAAGAAAGAACAAGUUUAAAGUAAAUAAGACAGUCAAUGAGGAUACAAUUGAAAAAGAGUACCCACUUUUUGCAAUCAAUCCAUUAACCUAUGAGACAAUUCCAGUGAUAUUUGACAGUCAGGCAGAUCUAAGCUUUGGGACUGGUAUUUUGAAGGUUACGCCCUGCCAUGAUCCUGUCGAUUUUAGACUUGGAAAGAAGCAUGGAUUAAAAUUUAACAAAAUCACUGAUGAAGAAAAUCGGAUUACUCAUCCUAAAUAUCUUAAUAUGAUGAGAUUUGAAGCAAGAAACGCUGUAAUGGAAGAGCUGAAAAAGAAUAACAUGCUUGUAAAAGAAGAGAGUCGUGAUCAAAUACUUCCGUUUUGUAGUCGUAGCAAUGAUAUAAUUGAGUUUACGGUGAAGGAACAAUGGUGGUGUGAUUGCAAAAGUAUGGCGCGAAAAGCAGUAGACAGUGUGAAGAAUGGAGAGAUUGAUAUUCAGCCGGUGGAGGCCAGGAUUAUAUGGUAUAGAUGGCUAGAGAAUAUUAAAGAUUGGUGUCUUUCCAGACAGUUGUGGUGGGGACAUAGAAUUCCUGCAUAUUAUGCUAGCAAUCAAGACAAAGGAGAAUGGAUAGUAGCUGAGUCUGAGCAAGAAGCAAAGCAGAUAGCAAAACAGAAAGGAUACACGAAAAUUGAACAGGACGAAGAUGUACUUGAUACUUGGUUUUCUUCAGGUCUUUGGCCAUUUUCAACGAUGGGAUGGCCCGAUGACACUUCUGAUUUCAGAAGAUACUUUCCAACCUCACUCUUGGAAACAGGUAGCGAUAUCCUCUUCUUCUGGGUAGCAAGGAUGGUUAUGCUUUCCUAUGAGCUUGUUGGUGAGCGUCCAUUUGAUAAAGUGUUUUUACAUGGAAUAAUCAGAGAUGCCCAUGGUAGAAAGAUGUCCAAGAGUUUAGGUAAUGUAAUUGAUCCGUUACAUGUUAUUGAUGGGAUUGAAUUAGAGGAGAUGAUAGAUAAUCUACAAAAAGGCAAUUUGGAUUCAAGAGAAGUGAAAAGGGCCACGGACGCACUUAAAAAAGAUUUUCCAAAGGGCAUUCAAAAGUGUGGCGCAGAUGCUCUUAGAUUCACUCUGCUCAACUACACCAAUGGAAUGAAAGACAUUAAUCUUGAUAUUCUCCGAGUGCAAGGUUAUUCUCGUCUAUGUAAUAAAAUUUGGAAUGCAUACAAAUUUGUAAGUGGAGUGUUGCUGAGCCAGAGCAUUGAGCGUCAAUUGAAAGAGUGCCGUCUAGAAAAUUCAAGUAUUUUAAUAGAUGAUAAAGCUAUUAUCAAACCACAUCAUAAAUGGAUAAUUAACCGACUGAACAAAGUGAUUGAAGAACAGCACAAAUGCAUUGAAUCAUACAAUUUUAUGCUAGGAACACAAAGCAUCUAUCAACUGAUAUUUGACUUUUGUGAUAAUAUCAUUGAAGUGUCAAAAACUCCAAGUCCAGAAGACCUAAAGGUUCUUAAGUACGUUUUUACUGGUAUUUUGAAGCUUUUGAAUCCGUACAUGCCCUUUAUCACCGAGGAAAUUCAUUUUAAACUGUACUCUUCAACCAUUUCAGACUAUCCCCAAAUUGUCAGUUCGAUUGACUUAAAGGAUGAUGUUUUCGAAGAUGUUUUAAGCCUUGCUAAAAUUUGUAGAUCAAAAAAGAAGGUGGCUGUUCAGAAUUUUGAUGAUAUUUCAUACCUAAAAUGCUUGGUUAGGAGCGAUUUUGAGAUUCACGAAAGCUUAGACGAAUAUGAAACAAUUGGAAAUUUGAGAUACAAAAUUAUUAAUUAA
Vittaforma corneae ATCC 50505 is the source of this 2892-nucleotide messenger RNA. RefSeq lists its product as uncharacterized. Gene Ontology annotation, cellular component: cytosol. Lineage: Eukaryota; Fungi; Microsporidia; Nosematidae. The coding region runs from base 1 to 2892 and encodes 963 amino acids. Gene Ontology annotation, molecular function: ATP binding; valine-tRNA ligase activity; aminoacyl-tRNA deacylase activity. Gene Ontology annotation, biological process: valyl-tRNA aminoacylation. The transcript has a single exon. The record is from RefSeq and is a predicted model, not a curated record.